AUGUCUUGUAGCAACUCUUCAAUAGACGAGAAGGACAACAAAAUUGAUAUCACCAACAAUGUUGUGGACCAAGGGACGGACACAUAUGAUAUCCCUGUUGAAAACGUUCUCAGCACCAUUAUCUCCCCCAAUGGGAGAGUAAUUGAGAUCAACGGUGAAAAAGUCGAUGAAGCAAUGAAGCUGGCAGAAGAAGCGAAAAACCUAAAGAUCACCCCAGAAGAGGACCGCAAAUUAGUCUGGAAGAUUGAUCUCUGCAUGUUCCCACUGAUGUGUCUAAUUUAUGCUGUACAAUUUAUGGAUAAAAUAUCGACAAGUUCCGCCGCAAUUAUGGGUCUUAGAACCGAUUUGAAAAUGCAUGGUGAUCAAUAUUCUUGGGUUGGUUCAGCAUUCUAUUUUGGUUACCUGUUUAUGAACCUGGGAUUUGUCCAGUUGAUUUUCCAAAAAACCAAAUAUAUGGCAAAAAUGUUGGCCGUUUUCAUUAUUGUUUGGGGGAUGUUGCUUACUUGCCAUUCCGCUCCAUCUAUAAACUAUGCUGGUUUCAUUGCUCUAAGAGUUUUGCUAGGUUGUGCAGAAAGUGUUGUCACUCCAUGUUUCACAAUUAUUACUGCUCAAUUAUUAUGGAAGACAGAGGAGCAAUUCACUAGAAUCUGUUUCUGGUUCGGUAUGAACGGGCUUGGUUCCAUACUAUUAAAUGCCAUUGCGUACGGUGUAUACAUCCACAAGGAUUCUUACAGCAUUGAAGGAUGGAGAGUACUGUUUGUCAUAGUUGGUGUUAUUACAAUUUUCCUUGGUGGUUUGAUCUAUUACUGGAUUCCAGAUGAUCCAGCAUCUGCCAGGUUUUUGAGCGAGAGGGAGAAGCUAAUGGUAGUGGAACGGAUUAGAUCAAACCAACAAGGUUUUGGGAAUCAUGAAAUUAAAAAAUACCAAAUGAUCGAAGCUUUGAGGGAUCCACGGACGUGGCUAUAUUUUCUCUUUACUGUUUCGUCCAACAUUCCAAACGGUGGUAUCUCCAACUUCUUGAGUAUUUUGAUGAAUGGCGAUUUUGGAUACAGUUCUUCAGAGUCCCUAUUGAUGAGUUUACCAACUGGUGCCGUUGAAUUUGUCGGCUGUCCUUUGUUCGGUAUCUUAGCAGUAUACGCGGCAAACAAAAAAAUUCCAUUCUGGAGAUACAGGUUAGGUUGGGCAAUUUUUGCUGCAGUUCUAGCUUUAAUUGCGAGUUGUAUGCUAGCCUAUGCUAAACACUCAAAAAGUGCAAGAUUGGCAGGUGCCUACCUAUGGUACAUUUCCCCAGUAUCAUUCAUUUGUGUCCUAUCCAAUAUCAGUGCAAAUUCUUCUGGUUACACCAAAAAAUGGACCGUUUCAUCAAUCAAUCUAGUGGCAUAUGCAGCAGCAAACCUGGCUGGCCCACAAUGUUUUAUUCCACGUCAAGCCCCUGGUUAUCAAGGAGCGAAAACAGCGAUGGUGGUCUGUUAUGCUGUCAUGAUUGUCAUCUUGGUGACCUUGUUGACACUAAAUAUGAGAGAGAAUAAGAGACGUGACAAAUUGGAAGCUGAAAGAGGCCAUCAAGAGAUUGUGAACUUAGAGUUCAGCGAUGUCACAGAUUUUGAAAACCCCAACUUUAGAUACACCUUGUAA
This is a messenger RNA of Huiozyma naganishii CBS 8797, 1635 nucleotides long. Its product is annotated as allantoate permease family MFS transporter. The record is from RefSeq and is a predicted model, not a curated record. Gene Ontology annotation, cellular component: plasma membrane. Gene Ontology annotation, molecular function: allantoate transmembrane transporter activity; dipeptide transmembrane transporter activity. The coding region runs from base 1 to 1635 and encodes 544 amino acids. Gene Ontology annotation, biological process: dipeptide transport; tripeptide transport; transmembrane transport. Lineage: Eukaryota; Fungi; Ascomycota; Saccharomycetes; Saccharomycetales; Saccharomycetaceae. The transcript has a single exon.